Hydatigera taeniaeformis is the source of this 261-nucleotide messenger RNA. The record is from the annotation of a GenBank genome assembly. NCBI's taxonomy places the organism in Eukaryota, Metazoa, Platyhelminthes, Cestoda, Cyclophyllidea, Taeniidae.
AUGGAGCCUAGCGAAAUCUCCACCACAGGCAAUUUCAAACAGUUGGAGCUCUUUCCAUCUGAGUGUGUAGCCGUCGUCCUUGUCGUAGGCUACUUUCUUCUUAUGAGUAGUAUCGGUGUGUUCUCAUGGUGCCGGAUCCGCAAACGGGUGCGUGAUUACAUGGAACAACGACGUACGCGGCGGCCUCAGCGAUUCGAUCGUGAUGAUCACAUGCUUACCAUCAAGUAUUGCGGUAGCAUGAUUUGUGAGUCGCCAGGUUAA